UGUCCCAGGGCUGUGCCCCCCGCCCCCAGGGGGUCCCCCACUUUAGGGAAGCCCCCCCUUGACGCCCGUGGCCCCCCAGGUGCUGAACAUGUACGGGAAGGUGGUGACAGUGCGGCACCAGGCCGUCACCAGGAAGAAGGACAAUCGCUUCGCCGUCGCCCUGGACUCGGAGCAGAACAACAUCCACGUCAAGGACAUCGUCAAAGUCAUCGAUGGCCCCCAUUCUGGCCGCGAGGGCGAGAUCCGACACCUUUUCCGCGGCUUCGCUUUCCUGCACUGCAAGAAGCUGGUGGAGAACGGGGGGAUGUUCGUGUGCAAGACCCGCCACCUGGUGCUGGCCGGGGGCUCCAAGCCCCGGGACGUCACCAACUUCACGGUGUGCGGCUUCACCCCCAUGUCCCCCCGCAUCAGCAGCCCGAUGCACCCCAGCGGGGCUGGCCAGCGGGGGGGCUUUGGGGCCGGCGGGAUGAGCCGCGGGCGGGGCCGGCGCGACAACGACCUCAUCGGGCAGACGGUGCGGAUCUCGCAGGGGCCCUACAAAGGGUACAUCGGGGUGGUGAAGGACGCCACGGAGUCCACGGCGCGCGUGGAGCUGCACUCGACCUGCCAGACCAUCUCCGUGGACAGGCAGCGCCUCACCACCGUGGGGUCCCGGCGCCCCGGGGGGCUCACGUCGGCCUACGGGAGGACCCCCAUGUACGGCUCCCAGACCCCCAUGUACGGCUCGGGGUCCAGGACCCCCAUGUACGGCUCCCAGACCCCCCUGCACGACGGAAGCCGCACCCCCCACUAUGGGUCACAGACCCCCCUGCACGACGGGAGCAGGACCCCGGCCCAGAGCGGGGCCUGGGACCCCAACAACCCCAACACCCCCUCGAGGGCCGACGAGGACUUCGAGUACGGCUUCGAGGAUGAGCCCACCCCAUCCCCCCAGGGCUAUGGGGGGACCCCCAACCCACAGACCCCCGGGUACCCCGACCCUGCCUCCCCCCAGGUCACACAGCCCUACAACCCUCAGACCCCCGGGACCCCCGCCAUGUACAACACGGAGCAGUUCUCGCCCUACGCCGUCCCCUCCCCACAAGGGUCCUACCAGCCCAGCCCCUCCCCCCAGAGCUACCACCAGGUGGCCCCGAGCCCGGUGGGCUACCAGAACACCCACUCGCCGGCCAGCUACCACCCCACGCCCUCCCCCAUGGCCUACCAGGCCAGCCCGAGCCCCAGCCCGGUGGGCUACAGCCCGAUGACCCCCGGGGCUCCCUCCCCGGGGGGCUACAACCCCCACACCCCCGGCUCGGGCAUCGAGCCCAGCGCGGGCGACUGGGUGACCACCGACAUCCAGGUCAAGGUCCGGGACUCCUACCUGGACUCGCAGGCCGUGGGACAGACCGGGGUCAUCCGCAGCGUCACGGGCGGGCUGUGCUCCGUGUACCUGAAGGACAGCGAGAAGGUGGUCUCCGUGUCCAGCGAACACCUGGAGCCCGUCACCCCCACCAAGAGCAACAAGGUGAAGGUGAUCCUGGGGGAGGACCGGGAGGCCACGGGGAUCCUGCUGAGCAUCGACGGCGAGGACGGGAUCGUGCGGAUGGACCUGGAGGAGCAGCUCAAGAUCCUCAACCUGCGCUUCCUGGGGAAGCUGCUCGAGGCCUGAGAGACCCCCGGGACUCCCCCCAAGACACCCCCCCUCCCCUUUUCUGGCCAGUUUUCUCCCUUUUCUGGCCAUUUCCUCCCCCUUUUCUGGCUGUUUUUCCCCCUUUUCUG
Corapipo altera (White-ruffed manakin) is the source of this 1761-nucleotide messenger RNA. Its product is annotated as transcription elongation factor SPT5. Gene Ontology annotation, molecular function: protein binding; mRNA binding. Bases 89 to 1651 code for a protein of 520 amino acids. NCBI's taxonomy places the organism in Eukaryota, Metazoa, Chordata, Aves, Passeriformes, Pipridae. The transcript is spliced from 12 exons. The record is from RefSeq and is a predicted model, not a curated record. Gene Ontology annotation, biological process: transcription elongation by RNA polymerase II; regulation of DNA-templated transcription elongation; regulation of transcription by RNA polymerase II. Gene Ontology annotation, cellular component: DSIF complex.